This is a messenger RNA of Pipra filicauda (Wire-tailed manakin), 3833 nucleotides long. It is a transcript of the gene ARHGAP26, whose product is annotated as Rho GTPase activating protein 26. The transcript has 23 exons. The coding region runs from base 1 to 2283 and encodes 760 amino acids. The record is from RefSeq and is a predicted model, not a curated record. NCBI's taxonomy places the organism in Eukaryota, Metazoa, Chordata, Aves, Passeriformes, Pipridae. Gene Ontology annotation, cellular component: cytoplasm. Gene Ontology annotation, biological process: signal transduction. Gene Ontology annotation, molecular function: GTPase activator activity; protein binding.
AUGGGGCUGCCGGCGCUGGAGUUCAGCGAGUGCUGCUUAGACAGCCCGCAGUUCCGGGAGCGGCUGCGCUCCCACGAGGCCGAGCUGGACAAGACCAACAAGUUCAUCAAGGAGCUCAUCAAGGACGGGAAGUCGCUCGUCGCCGCCCUCAAAAACCUGUCGGCCGCCAAGCGCAAGUUCGCGGAUUCCCUCAAUGAGUUCAAAUUCCGCUGCAUCGGCGACGCUGAAACGGAUGAUGAGAUCUGCAUAGCCAAGUCUCUGCAGGAGUUUGCCACGGUGCUGCGGAACCUGGAGGACGAGCGGAUGCGCAUGAUCGAGAAUGCCAGUGAGGUGCUGAUCACGCCGCUGGAGAAGUUCCGCAAGGAGCAGAUCGGGGCCGCCAAGGACGCCAAAAAGAAAUAUGACAAGGAGACUGAGAAGUAUUGUGGUGUCCUAGAAAAGCACUUGAACUUGUCUUCUAAGAAGAAAGAAUCCCAGCUUCAGGAGGCAGACAGCCAGGUGGACCAGGUUCGCCAGCAUUUCUACGAAGUCUCUCUAGAAUACGUCUUCAAGGUGCAAGAGGUCCAGGAGAGGAAGAUGUUUGAGUUUGUGGAACCUCUGCUGGCAUUUCUGCAGGGGCUUUUCACGUUCUACCACCACGGCUACGAGCUUGCAAAGGACUUCAGCGAUUUCAAGACAGAGCUGACAAUCAGCAUCCAGAACACAAGAAACCGUUUUGAAGGAACAAGAUCAGAGGUUGAAGCUUUGAUGAAGAAGAUGAAGGAGAAUCCUCACGAGCACAAAAACAUCAGCCCUUACACGAUGGAGGGUUAUCUCUACGUGCAGGAGAAGCGUCACUUUGGGACUUCCUGGGUGAAGCAUUACUGCACGUACCAGAGGGAAUCGAAGCGGAUCACGAUGGUACCGUUUGACCAGAAAUCAGGAGGAAAAGGGGGAGAAGACGAAGCUGUUACCCUGAAAUCCUGCACGCGGCGGAAAACAGACUCGAUCGAGAAGAGGUUUUGCUUUGAUGUGGAAGCUGUGGAUCGGCCGGGUGUCAUCACCAUGCAGGCGCUUUCGGAAGAAGACCGGAGGCUGUGGAUGGAGGCAAUGGAUGGCCGGGAACCGGUGUACAACUCGAACAAGGACAACCAGAGCGAAGGCACUGCCCAGCUGGACAGUAUCGGCUUCAGCAUCAUCAAGAAGUGCAUCCAUGCUGUGGAGACAAGAGGGAUCAAUGAGCAGGGUCUCUACCGGAUUGUUGGAGUAAACUCCAGAGUUCAAAAGCUGCUCAGUAUAUUAAUGGAUCCCAAAACAGCCACAGAGACAGAUACAGAGAUCUGUGCAGAGUGGGAGAUCAAGACCAUUACUAGUGCACUGAAAACAUACCUGAGAAUGCUCCCAGGGCCCCUCAUGAUGUACCAGUUUCAAAGGAGCUUCAUCAAAGCAGCGAAACUGGAGAAUCAGGAGUCCAGAGUGUCAGAGAUCCACAACCUCGUUCAUCGGCUCCCGGAGAAAAACAGGCAGAUGCUGCAGUUGCUCAUGAACCACUUGGCAAAAGUUGCAGAUAAUCACAAGCAGAACCUGAUGACUGUUGCUAAUCUGGGUGUGGUGUUUGGGCCGACGCUGCUUCGACCUCAAGAGGAAACAGUCGCUGCCAUUAUGGACAUCAAAUUCCAGAACAUCGUGAUUGAAAUUUUAAUAGAAAACCAUGAGAAGAUAUUUAACACGGUGCCAGAGACUCCGGCGUCGAACUCACAGCUGCUGUUAUCCCGCAAGAAGAGCAUGGACUCGAAGCCUCCCUCCUGCAGCGAGCGGCCGCUGACGCUCUUCCACACGCCCCAGCCCAACGAGAAGCAGGAGAACAGGAACAGUAUCAUCAACUCCAGCCUGGAAUCCGUCAUCUCUUCAAAUGUAAACAGCUUCCUCAACUCCAACAGCGCUCCCCAGCCCAGCCUGAACUCAAGUGAUCUUGAACUAGAAGUAAUUAAACCCAACAGGCCAAAUUCCCUCCCUCAGAAUCCAAGCCCAACGUCACCCCUCUCACCGUCCUGGCCCAUGUUCUCCGCGCCAUCAAGUCCUAUGCCCACCUCCUCUACGUCCAGCGACUCAUCCCCCAUCAGCUCCCCACUGCGCAAAGCCCGCGCGCUCUACGCCUGCAAAGCCGAGCACGACUCGGAGCUCUCCUUCACGGCUGGCACCGUGUUUGACAACGUUCACCCAUCCCAGGAGCCUGGCUGGCUGGAAGGGACCCUCAAUGGCAAGACAGGAUUGAUCCCUGAGAACUAUGUGGAGUUCCUAUAACUGUGGGUUUGUGCAGCGCCACUGCUGAGUGUUCCAUGGUAUCCAUGGCGGAGUCCUGCAGGCCCCUGUGUGACGUGGGGUGAGGACAUCCCUGUGCCCGCUGGAUGGAUGUUUUUGUGGAUCAUGACAUGCUCCUCUCCUCCCGGUGUGCGCUCCAGGGCUGCAUGGGAGCAGUCCUGGGGAGAUGGAGAGAUGCCCGAAGCCUGCAUCCCAGUGAUGAGAAAACCAGGAAAGGGACAGCUCCACACUGCAACCAAGUACUCCAAGGGGCUGAGCCUGCAGACUGUGAAUGGCACAAGAGCCCCUGAGCAGGAUGUUCCUCACAGCAGGACCGUUCACUGGCUGCAUGGAGCAUCAGUGGGAGCUGGGGGACCCCCACUCACCAGUGUUCCUGCCAAGGAGGAGCGACCAGCAGCGAGUCCUGUGCUCCCAAAUCCAUCCCUGCAUUCCAGCUGGCCUGAGCGACACUCUCCAUGCUGCCAGGGAGCACCCUGACCUAACCUUGGGGGCAGGGGAAGGGUUGGGGUGCUUUCGUCUGACACCAAACCCCAGGCUGGGGCUGCAGCAGCACUUUGAGGGGGCCAAGCCCCCGUGGUGACUUGGGCAGCCCCCGUGGUGACUUGGGCAGCCCCGGUGAGGCGACUGCCCUCCUCGUGCCACCACAGUGCCGGGUCUUGCAGGCGAGAGCGAGCCCUGGGUGGGCUCUGUGGGGGCUCAGGGCUGGUGGGGCUCAGCAGGUACUGGCAUGGCAGAGUAAGGAUAUUUUGGACCAAACCUCUCAAGCUCUUUUUUUUUUUUUUUUUUUAAGGAUUUUGAUUUUUGUGAGAUAAACCUCAGUGCUGGGCGAGGUGAGCAGCCCACGCUGCCUUCCUGGUGCAGCCCCAGACAAACCCUGCUCCUGUUUUUUGGCUAUUUGGUACCUCCACUUCCUAAUUCCCAUUGCACAGACACAUCCAUGCUCCCACCAGUGCCCAGGCCGCUGAUGUGCCGUGUUGAAGCUGUGUCUGCCACUCUCCAGCACUGUUUUUUAGGCAUCUCCUUGCUUGCAACCUGGUGUGUUGUCUGUCCGUGCCAAGUCUGUGCAGUGCUACUUGUACAAGGUGAAUUAUUUCCAUCCUCACAGAGCAUUUGCUGUUGAUGUGGCCAACCUGGGAUCUGUGGAGAGCAAAGGACGAGUCCUUCAGCUCCAUCUGCCCUCAGAGGAUGCUCCUGCCUCCGUGGACACACUGUGAGGGCUUGGCAGAGCGAGUGUGCAAGUCCCUCAUCAUUCCAGAUCAUUUUUACGGGGGAGGGUGGAAGAAGGAGCCCUGUUUGACUGCAGAGCCAGGAUAUUGAGAGCUGGAAUUAUUAUAUUUUAUAAAAGAAAGUCUCAAAAGAACCCCCAGCCCGCGGUGGUGAGUCCUGCACCAAAGCGCCGCUGCCGCCACCCUGGGGAUGGAUGUCGUGGCUUUUUGUAAUAAUUUUUAAGACUCUGAGUGACUGAAUUGCUGUAUGUGUCACUUUUUAUUUUUGAAAGAAUUAAUGUAUAAAUAGAGUAUCUUAAAAUAUUA